GCUUAGCAUACUGGACUAAUCAGGUCAAGGACAUGGGUGGAUUUCACUCUGGUUAACUCAUAUGACUUCUUCAUUACAAAGCCACAAAUUUUCCCCUGACUCUGGAUAAUGUACUACAAAUGUGAGCUGUUAGUCAUAAGCCUCCGGGACUUGAGAGGCUCCGCCGACCUGCUGACCGAAAACCGAUAUGGCGGCCACUCUGGGCAGCGGGGAGCGCUGGACCCAAGCUUACUUUGAUGCCAUUAGAAGAAACAAAUACUCAGAAGACAGACGACCUGGCAGCCAUGAUCCCUGUGGUUGCUGUAACUGCAUGAAGGCACAAAAGGAAAAAAAGUCUGAGAAUGAGUGGAAUCAGACCCGGCAGGGAGAGGGGAGCUCCACUUAUACAGAGGAACAGCUACUUGGGGUACAAAGAAUCAAGAAGUGCAGAAAUUACUAUGAAAUCCUGGGUGUUUCUCGCAAUGCCAGUGAUGAAGAACUUAAGAAAGCUUACAGGAAACUUGCCCUGAAGUUUCACCCUGACAAGAAUUGCGCUCCUGGAGCAACAGACGCCUUCAAAGCAAUAGGAAAUGCCUUUGCGGUCCUGAGCAAUCCUGACAAGAGACUCCGCUAUGAUGAGUAUGGAGAUGAGCAGGUGACUUUCACUGCACCUCGAGCCAGAGCUUACCAUUACUACAGGGAUUUUGAAGCUGACAUCUCUCCAGAAGAACUAUUCAAUGUGUUCUUUGGAGGACAUUUUCCUUCAGGAAAUAUUCACAUGUUCUCAAAUGUGACAGAUGACAGUCACUAUUUUCGCAGGCGACACCGCCAUGAGAGGACACAGACACACAAGAGAGAAGAAGAAGAUAAAACUCAGACUCCAUAUUCUGCAUUUGUUCAGCUGCUUCCAGUUCUGGUGAUUGUGCUUAUUUCUGUCAUUACUCAGCUGCUGGCUGCUAAUCCCCCCUAUAGUCUAUUCUAUAAAUCAGCCUUGGGCUAUACCAUUUCUAGAGAAACACAGAACCUGCAGGUGCCUUACUUCGUGGAUAAGAACUUUGACAAGGCCUACAGAGGAGCUUCUCUUCGUGACCUGGAGAAAACAAUAGAGAAAGAUUAUAUUGAUUACAUCCAGACAAGCUGUUGGAAGGAGAAACAGCAAAAGUCGGAGCUGACCAAUUUGGCGGGGCUCUAUAGAGAUGAGCGACUGCGGCAGAAAGCAGAGUCAAUGAAACUUGAAAACUGUGACAAACUUUCCAAGCUGAUUGGCCUCCGGAGGGGUGGCUGAGAGGACGACGACCCGGCUCAGGAUGGGGGUUUCUUACUUGUUACUAUUUACAUUGCAAAUUCCAUUUUAUAAUACAAGUUAGGAAAAGAUGAA
Peromyscus leucopus (white-footed mouse) is the source of this 1357-nucleotide messenger RNA. RefSeq names its product DnaJ heat shock protein family (Hsp40) member C18 (gene Dnajc18). The record is from RefSeq and is a predicted model, not a curated record. Gene Ontology annotation, molecular function: Hsp70 protein binding. The coding region runs from base 188 to 1264 and encodes 358 amino acids. Gene Ontology annotation, biological process: cellular response to misfolded protein. Gene Ontology annotation, cellular component: endoplasmic reticulum membrane. NCBI's taxonomy places the organism in Eukaryota, Metazoa, Chordata, Mammalia, Rodentia, Cricetidae. The transcript is spliced from 9 exons.